CACACUCGGCUGAUCAUGGAGCGUCACUGGGGUUUUCCAGUCAGAUUUACUCCCCACAGUGUGCGGAGAAGAGAGCGAGAUAACUGUUUGCACAGCAGCCAGACUCUGCCAGAGGAACUAAGGACUUUGGACUUCCAAGACUUUUAUUUUUCAUCAAGCUGUAGUGCAGACUGAUAAAGAAAGCAUCGACACGAGAAUCUGGGGAAACGCAUAGACCAGUUGUGCAGUAAACAUCUCGCUAGCGGUUGGGAAGACGGUCCUCUAUUUUAACCUCAUCCGAAAAUAACUUGUUUUAUUUUGUUUCUGAACUUUAGCUCAGAUUAGUAUCAUUCUCGGUUACUCUAGCUCGUUUAUUUUACUCUUUUUAAGUACCAUUUUACACCUGGAGAAAUGUCCAGCCUGCCUUCCGUCAAACCCGAGAAGGGCAGACCGGAAGUGGCGUUACAUGGGCAACAGGCGCCGCACGAGCUUCCUCAGACCGUCUACGUCAUAUUAGACUCCUCAGCCGAAUCUGUCAAUCUCUUCAGUGUUGAACCCCUUCUUCCUGAGUCUGGGAUUGUGGAAGACAUCGAGGUAGAAGGCGUUUUUUCCACCGAUUCUGACAUUUUCUACGAGCUGAAGAGUCAACCCAUCACCCCAAGUGGCUCUGUGACCUCUGCUGACCCCGUGACCCCAGUCGGCUCCGUGAUGACGUCACGCGUGUUGAUGAGGCAGGAGCUGAUGCGACAGCAGGCUCAGGACCAGGAGAGACGGGAGGCCCAAAAACAGGCCUCCAGCGCUCAGCAGCGGCCCACUGACGCCACCCCUGCCAUCUCUGUCGCAUCCGCCCUGCCGGCCACCCCGACCCAGGUGCCCGUGGAAGUGCUGAAGGUUCAAACUCACUUGGAAAACCCGACAAAGUACCACAUCCAGCAAGCUCAGAGGCAACAAGUGAAGCAAUACCUCUCUCACACCCUUGGCAAUAAAAUAGCCAAUCAGACUCUGGCAACAUCGCCCUCGCCCCAGCCCUCCUCCGCCCCUGAGUUGGCCCCUGCUGCCAGUAGCACUCCUAGCAGCCCGCUGGCUGUGCUCAGCCUGGGAUCAAACAAAGAAGAGAUCGAAGACGUCAUCGAUGACAUCAUCAGCCUGGAAUCGAGUUUAAACGAUGAAUUUAUGACACUGAUCGACUCGGGAUUGCAGCUUCCCAACACGCUGCCGGUCUCAGGAAACCUCCUGGAUGUGUACAGCAGUCAGGGCAUGGCGGCCCCCACCAUCACCGUCAGCAGCUCCUGCCCUGCAGACCUGCAAAACGUCAAGAGAGAGCUGACCGGUGUGUAUCUCCAUGCCGAGACAAAAGCUUUUAUGAAGGAGAGACAGAAAAAAGACAACCAUAACUUGAUUGAGAGGAGAAGAAGGUUCAACAUUAACGACCGCAUUAAGGAACUUGGAGCUCUCAUUCCAAAGUCCUCUGACCCCGAGAUGCGCUGGAACAAGGGCACCAUCCUAAAGGCAUCAGUUGACUACAUCCGUAAGCUACAGAAGGAGCAGCAGAGGGCCAAAGAGAUGGAGACGAGACAGAGGAAACUUGAACACGCCAACCGCAGUCUGCUGCUGCGCAUCCAGGAGCUGGAAAUGCAAGCUCGUCUCCACGGCAUCUCAUCAUCUCAGAUCUCUGACUCCACACCGACCCAGACUCAGACUUUAACUCUGGAUCACAACCCCAGCAACGAUCUCUCCAAGACCCUUCUGUCCCUCAACCAGACCACGGCCUCUUCAUUCUUAUCUCCGCCUUCUUCCACCUCCUCAGUGGGCGGGACGGUCACCAGCCCUCUGGACCUCGGGACACUCAGCUUCGCCGAGCUGGACGACCCCGUGGCCUCCGUGUUCAAUCCAGCCCUGAUGGCGGAUAUGGGGUUAGGGGAUAUUUUGAUGGAUGACAGCGGCGCUCUGUCGCCCGUAGGGGGCGCCGAUCCUCUGCUUUCCUCGGUUUCCCCGGGAGCGUCCAAAACGAGCAGUCGUAGAAGUAGCUUCAGCAUGGAAGAAGACUUGUGACGUCUUCAAAUCGGACGAUAGUUUUGCUUUACGUUGCAAAUCCUGCUUGCGUGCUCCAUUGUCGGCCAGUAGAGGGCAGUGUAAUCCUAAGGUCUUUAGUAAUCGCCGUACUGUAGAAGUCUGAGAUCCUCAAGACGUUUUUUUUUUCUAGAGGUGACACAAGUAUAGAAAGACUUCGGGAGCAGACACUGACAUUUAGAGCCUCGUUUAUUAUCUGGACCUCGGAUAAAUAUAUAGAAGAAUAUAUGUACAUAGAGUAGAUUUAGUGCUAAACAUCUAUUUUGUGUUUUUAAUAUGCAGUUGUAUGAAAAGUAGCACUAUAAUAUUAACUCGUGGACACUCACCACAUGAAUUUAUUAGACAUGUUGGGGGAAAAACAUGCCUGAAUAGUAAAAUAUAUGAUUAUUUUUAGUUUCAGACCUCACUGAUAUAGUGAGCUCCAAAAGUGUGAGACUUCAAACCUGGAAAUAUGCAGGAUUUUGAAUCAUAAAAAUAUUUUAGAUUCUGCACUUGAAAAGAGACAAACCAAAUACUAAGAACUUUUAAAUUAUGCUAAUAAUAUACACUAUCAUUCAAAAGUUUGCAGUCAGUUUUGAAAGAAAUGAAUACUUUUAUUCAGAAGUGAUGCAUUAAAUUGAUCAAAAGUGACAGUGAAGACAUUUGUAAUGUUAAAAAAGAUUUCUAUUUCAAAUAAAGCUUUACUUUCAUCAAAGAUUAAUAUUAAAAAAUAUUAUUAAAUAUUAACUUUAAAUAUUAAAAAUAUUGCUUGAGCAGCAAAUCAGCAUAUGAAAUGAUUUCUGAAGGAUCAUGUGACACUGAAGACUGGAGUCAUGAUGCUGAAAAUUCAGCUUUGUAUCACAGGAAUAAAUUCUAUAUUCAAAUAGAAAACAUUUAUUUCAAAUUGUAAUAAUAUUUCACAAUAUUUACUGUAUUUUGAUCAAAUAAAUGCAGCAAAUGACUUAUUUCACAAAGAUAAAAAAAUCCUUACCAAACCCAAACUUUUGAACAAUAGCGUAAUUUCUAAUGAAUGUUAUAUUAAAUUAUAAAUGUCUCAGACGUUUGGAGCUGACAGUAUGUCAGUGUUUACAGUAGUAGCUCAUCAAAUACAAAAGGGACAGUUGUGUUUUGUUUCCCUUUUUUAAUGUGUGAGCGUUUGCAUCUGCACGUCGUACAUCCGUGCAUUUGAUAAAGGUGGCAGUAAACAUGUUCUUGAACCUGCUUUUAAUGUCCUCAGGAAAGAGCAACAGACAGAACAGAGAACAUCUUGUUCAGCUCGGCUUUCAUUUCCUGCUGGGAUUUUUGAGUUCUUCUGUGAAACUGGUGUUUGAUUAUGGAGCAAAUUAAACCCAGCUUCACGUCGAGGGUCUGAAAGAUGCAUGUUUGAUUUACAGGGAUCACUGAUGGCAUGAGAGUCAAAAUUUAUGUGUGUUUAUAUCACAAAAAAAACAUAAGAUCAAUAAAUCAUAGCAACAUAACUUUAACUCAUCAAAAUAAUUUAACCAAUUUUAACUUCAUUUAAGCUCUACAAGAUAUUCAACUCAAUUUCUAAAGUCAGUUUAAUAUCAUUUGAGUUCAAAAUGACUUGUACAGCCAUUUUGAUUAUACUUCAGAAUUUAAGGCAUCAACUCAACUUAAGUUUUUAAGUUGAAGUAGGUGGACAUUGUACCUACUGUAUUUGUGCCACUGAUCUGCGUUACAUCCCGGCCACUCUAAAUUUGAUUUGAUUGAACUGAAUUUUUCUCUGGUCAUGUGCUGAUGCCAGAUUGUCUAUGCAAGUACUUUCAUAGUGAAGUAGCAGAGGUUUAUGUGAGCAGAUGACAGUCAUGUUUCCUUUGACAUUCAAAGACCUCCCAGCUCUGAAUAUUGUUCUUGUUCUCUGCCAGAGAGCAGCCAAUCGCAUUAAUGAAUCAUCAAAUCGUCAUUCUCCUGAAUUUCUUACUGCAAUCCAACGUCUUUACAUCCCUUAUCAGGAUUAGUGGGACAUUCAGAAGUUCUGUUUUCAUUUCUGCAGAAACUCAUUCUGUUAUUAAAACACUUCUAGUCAGAUGCUGUUUUAUAAACCCUGUUUUUGAGCUAAAAGCAAAGGAAAUCAGAAGACAGCCAUUCGUUUUUUAUGAAUCUGUACAGCGAGUUGAAUUUACUUCUGGAUGGCCAUGUUAAAAGCAUUUUAUUUUUAGGUUUUGGCAUUGAUUUUUAAUAUAUACAGAUCUGAAUAGAAGGAGUAGUUUUAUUGUGUACAUUAGCAAUAGCAGCUUGAGGAACUACUGUGGUUAUGCAACAUUACAGCUCAUCUAUGUGUUGAUGUGUUCUGGUGAACUGUAUCUAGAUAUUAUAAGCUGAUUAGCACAAUGGCUAACGUACAUUCAGAAAAGAGUUUUUAGUUUUGACCACAUAUAUCAAGUUAUAUCGUGUAUUUAAGAUUAAACAAUAUAUUUUCACUGCUGUUUACUGAAAAAUAAAACCGAAUGGAUGGUUUUAGUAGCUAGCUGGUGAAGAGGGAAAGAGAUUUACUUUUAAAUACCUUCUAGAGAAAUCAUAAAAACAGACUAGUUUAAUUAUGAUCAAACCUUGAUCUUUAACCUAAUUUAGUGUAAAAAUUGCUUGUAAAUCUCUCGUUCUGCUAUAUUAUCACCAAAUAUUGGAUUCAAUUUUCUUGACAACUUGUUUUCUUUUAAUUACCGCAGGUUUUCUAUUUGGAGCUGAUUGGUUAGGCCUCAUUAAUUUAAGUGGAUUUAGAGUGAAAAAGCAUUAUUUGUGGAUAAUUUUGGCAGUGUUCUCUCAAAAACUGAGGUGGAUAAGUUCAGAUCAGGGAGGCCUACGAUCAGUCCGUUUAAAAAAGAAAUACAAAACCUGUGCUACUUGAAAGAAAACAAAACAAAAAGGAUCCAAUAUUUGGUAAUAAUAUACCAUAAAAAGAAAUUUAUAAGCAUUUUUUUUGGUUUUUGUAGGCUGGUCAUUUUUGACUGGGAACACCUCAAGUGUAACAAGAAAAGAAAAAAAUGAAGUAUAAAAAAAUGUUGGUAAGUUGUGAGCAAAAUCAGUAGGUUUUAGUCGAAUGCAAUGACAUUAACAAGCAUUUUAGGGGAAAAAGAAAAUCCCCUGGAUUUUUUGGAUCUAUGCAAUGUCAGUGUGAUCCCUGUAUCGUUGCGUUCGGUGACUCUUUAAGGUGGUUUUGUCUGUUGUCUACAGCUUGUGUUCAGCCGCCUUGUGAGUGCAUGAUCACCGCUAUGGAUCAGUAACCAUAGAGAAUCGCCUGCUCUGUGGCUUUUUCGGCUAAAUUAUUUAGUACUUUUGUAUAUAUUUCUUUGAUGCCUCCAUGUUGGAUGUCCAGCGAUGGGAUUUGGGCAUUUCUUGUGUGUUUUGGAGGUUGUCGUGCAGUUUCUGCCUGAUAAAAUGUCCUCAAACUAGCAUCAGUUCUGUGGUCGGUGCUGUUAAGAGCUAAAACUGUCUACGAAUUUAUUACAAUUGAAAACCUUACAAUUGACUGUAUAACUCUACUGCAGGAGACAAGAGAAGACUUAGACAGCGUUUACAUUCAUGUCCCGUAUGUACUUGAUAAUAUCCUGUAGAUGUCCACUGUCCGGUCAGACUUGAGCAAAGGGAACGUGUUUGUCGUUUAUUCUGUAUUUCAGUAUGUCCACAGUGCUUGUGGACGUUUAUUCCUGUAUGUUCUUUACAACAUUGAAACAAGCAACAGUUAUGCAUAUUUCUUUUUGUACUCUUCAAUAUAUUGAUUUUUUUUUUCUUUUUUAGGAAAAAUGUAUAAAUAAAGUUGUAAAACAGC
Molecule: messenger RNA, 5815 nt
Organism: Onychostoma macrolepis
Lineage: Eukaryota; Metazoa; Chordata; Actinopteri; Cypriniformes; Cyprinidae
Gene: tfe3a
Product: transcription factor binding to IGHM enhancer 3a
Exons: 10
Coding region: 391-2031 (546 amino acids)
Biological process (GO): regulation of transcription by RNA polymerase II
Cellular component (GO): nucleus
Molecular function (GO): DNA-binding transcription factor activity, RNA polymerase II-specific; RNA polymerase II cis-regulatory region sequence-specific DNA binding; protein dimerization activity
Source: RefSeq, a predicted model, not a curated record